This is a messenger RNA of Neltuma alba, 1346 nucleotides long. RefSeq names its product RING-H2 finger protein ATL20-like. Gene Ontology annotation, molecular function: ubiquitin protein ligase activity; zinc ion binding. The coding region runs from base 346 to 1014 and encodes 222 amino acids. The record is from RefSeq and is a predicted model, not a curated record. The transcript is spliced from 4 exons. Lineage: Eukaryota; Viridiplantae; Streptophyta; Magnoliopsida; Fabales; Fabaceae. Gene Ontology annotation, biological process: ubiquitin-dependent protein catabolic process; protein ubiquitination.
AAACACUUUUGAUCUUUUCCCCAUUUUUAAGUCUCUGUUAAGCUUUUCUGAUGCCUUAUCUGACUUCCCCUUUCUUUCUUUGUCUGCAACCACCGUACGAUCCUCUUGUGGUUGCGGCCGGCGAUUCUGAGCAGUGUGGGAGGGGGCGUUUGAUUGAGGCUGUUUCUGAUACCUGGAGAAGAACAGAAUGGGGGAUCUUAUAAAUCAGACCAAGGUUUGGAUGUUUGUGGGAUUCGUGUCAGCCAUAAAUGGCCUGGUUUGCUUUCUUCUCAGUUCCACCUACAAAAUGUUAUUUGGAAAGUGGGUAUUGGCGCUCUCCUUUUUUAUAUAUUGAUCAGUUCAAUUAUGUUUUACCUCAUCUGGCGGGGCAAGAGAAUUCCAAUUCGAGAGAGAUACCAAGAUCAAGUGAAAGCUCUAAUUUUUUUUGGGAUAUGUUUGAUCUCCGUGCUGCUUGACAAACUCAUGCCUGGCAAAUCAGAUGCAUGGAGCAUUAUCUCCUAUGCUUCAUUUGCCUUGAUGUCGCUGUCCUCGUCAAGGAAGUCUGAGCUUGGAUUCGAAACUGGGUUCUUCAGUUUUUUCCUAUCAUUGUUUUUCGAACAACUAUGCAAAACCAACUUGAAACUCUCACCGAUUGCAAUAGUUUUCUGCUUGCUGGUCCUGAUUCUUCGCCACUACUCAGCAUCCGGAAUCUCAGCAUCCAGAAUACAGUCUGGCACUCCAAAUGGCUAUCAUCACGUUGAAGUUUUUCCUCCAAGUCAAGUUGUAACAGACAGUAGUGAGAGCCAAUACUCCCCAGGGAUGGGAGAAGUUUCAGGGCAAAGCCUGUUAUCUGCCCAUAAUCAGCAAAAUAACCAAGACGAGCAUUCUGUAUGCUUCAUAUGCUUGGCCAAAUACGCAGAGAAAGAACUAGUGAGAAUUUUGCCCUGCUCCCAUAUGUUUCACCUGGAAUGUGUGGACAAAUGGCUCAGAAUUGCAUCCUCCUGUCCUCUCUGCAAAUGGGAGAUAGGGAGGUAGAAAUAUGUCACACUCAACUCAACAAUGUCACCAUCCUCACUUGUUCUUGCCGCUUCCAAAGGUUACCUUUUUGUUUGUGUCUUUGUUCUCUUGGUUCACUUUAGUCCAAUGUACUUUAUUGGUGUUGCUUGUGUGAGUUUGAGCAUAUGUAUAAAAACAUCUCACCAGUAACCUCAGUAAGCCGUGCUUCCAGUUAAGAUUUUAUCCCCCUGUUUUAGCACUUACGUACGCAAUAAUGAAGCAAAAAUAUUUGCACUUUUUUUUGUGAAGAGGAAAUAGGGAGGGCAUGAGGAAAAAAAAACAAGAGUGAAGCAAAACCAAUAAGAGAGGGA